Molecule: messenger RNA, 2198 nt
Organism: Dermacentor albipictus
Lineage: Eukaryota; Metazoa; Arthropoda; Arachnida; Ixodida; Ixodidae
Product: techylectin-5A-like
Source: RefSeq, a predicted model, not a curated record
UUUCAUGCCUUUGGCGUGUCGGUCGUGGAGCUGUGAAUUCGACUUUAGCGGUACCGUUUUGUGCUGAAAUCUUUCUUCUCCUUAACCGUUUAUCUUUUAGGACUUUUUGGUGCGGGCUCCAGACAACACAAGCGUACUCCAAGGAUGGGCGGAUGAAUGUUUUCCGACUUGGAUCUCAAUAGGAAAGACGGUAUAGUGCAAAAAUGGACUGGAUCGUGGCAAGCAUCAGCCUGAUGAUCUUGUAUUCGGCUUCAAGUGCGAGCAGUGUCGAGGCUGCUGUCGUUGCUCGACCUGGCUUAGCUCAAGCCAUGAAGGAGCUCGUGGACCACUUCUCCGACAUCAGAAACUGUAUGCGGCCCCGACAUUGCACCGACCUUUUCCUGGCCGGUCAGACGGUGAGUGGCCUGUACAAAAUAUUUCUUGGCAACGACGACGUCACAGGAAAAGUGGUCUAUUGCGACAUGGACACAGACGGAGGAGGCUGGACGGUCAUUCAGAGGCGAGGGCAGUUCGGUAACAGCGUUUACUACUUCUACCGCAACUGGACGGAGUAUGCCACCGGCUUUGGCAACCCUGCCAAAGAAUACUGGCUCGGCAACAGAGCGCUACAUACUUUGACGACGACUGCAGAAAGCAUGGAGCUGAAAGUUGUUUUGACGAAUCACACCAGUGAAAGCAUCUCUGUCCUCUACGAAAGCUUCAAAGUCGGCUCGGAGAAAGCAGACUUCAAGUUGUUGAUGGGAAGCUACUUGGGUCCUCAUGGCUGGGACUCACUCUUCUAUUGCAACCACAACAAAUUUUCCACUUUCGACCAGGACCACGACAACGCAAAAUUCAACUGUGCUGGGGCGUUCCGCGGGGGCUGGUGGUACAACGAUUGUCACAAGGCAAACCUAAACGGUCUCAAUCUCAACGGCCCACAUGCCAGCUACGCCGACGGCAUCGACUGGAGCAUCCGGAAUGGCUCACGUCACCUGUACCACUACUCUUAUCCCAGUGUGACGAUGAUGAUACGACCCGUCAGACUGAUUAAAACCACGAGAGUUGGGUACCUUUAAGCAACUGAAGCUUUUCAAAGCAAGAGUUGUAAAGGUGUGUUGGCAGGCUGUUGCCAAUAUAUUUUGUGGACGCUUUAGGGGCACAUUUUCCAGCCGUCUCCACAUCUUAAGCUUUGUAUCAGAAAAUGUUGUCAGAACUCUAUCACAACAUUGUGUAUUCAGUAUUAAUGUUCUUCCUCUCUGGUGUUUCUUUGAAAAAAAUAAUGACUUCGCUUCGGGGGCCCAUCUCGCACUGACCCAUGAGGUAUAAUACAAAGUUAAAACAUAAUAUGUAUUAUACAACCCGACUGAACGGGAACGCUUCAAUGUGUCCCGACUUCUAUUGUCUCCGCUUUUGGAAUGUACCUUGUGCUACUCGACAUAAACAUGGGGCGUUAAUUCCGCAUGCAGCGGUAAUAUGCGCUACAAUUAAGGCACUACCGCCGCAUUUGUGUCGCUGCUAUGUCCUUAAGCAACGUUAACUUAAAGCCUGAUAUAGGCAAUCCUCAGUGUUCAGGCGUUGAAACGGCGGAACUAUGGGCGCAGUUGGUGCUUCAGUUCGACGUACAGCACUUCUGGAGCUUCAUUAUUGCAGCAGCUUACACAGGGUUUCUGGCUGUAUUUGUUGACGCUGCAUUUGCCCCUCCUGGUAAACCCGACACGUAUUUCACAUACCUGCAUAUGCCUAUACGUGGCCCUGAACAGGUGUAUCUUAUCAUUUCUCAACCUACCCGCAGCAAAGAACGUAGACAACUACGGCUUGGCAUUUCUCCUCAUAGAAAUGUUCAAAAAAACUCACUUCUGACAAUUAUCACACUACGGAAUGUGUAGAUUUAUUAAAACGGAAAUACACUAAGGAAACAAUAGUUCUGGCAGUAUUGGGAGCUGUACGUCUACUUAAAAAUUCCACUGCUUUUCUUCCCUCUAAUGUGCCAAAUUCCUGUGUUUAUGCUCUUGUUCACAAGUAUACUUUAGCAAUAUGUGAUUACAUUGUUAAUCUUUAUGUAACGAUAUCAAGUGGCAACAUUUUCUACACGUGUGGACCGCAUUAUGCGCUGUAUUUGCGUAAAUAGGUCCGUUGCAAGCCUCAUAGAAUACAUGUUUGACAGGAGUGGCCAUAUCGUUUGUAUGAUUUUUGCAAAUAAAAUUUCUUUGCUUCUA